Dicrocoelium dendriticum is the source of this 1275-nucleotide messenger RNA. Lineage: Eukaryota; Metazoa; Platyhelminthes; Trematoda; Plagiorchiida; Dicrocoeliidae. The record is from the annotation of a GenBank genome assembly.
UGCAGCCUGUACAUUGUCCUAUUCCUUACUAUGGUCCGUAUCACUCCUGAGCUGGUGGAAAAUGCUCCUCAGUUUACCAAUGCAAUUCAUGAUCGAGAGCUGGAUCUUCGUGGCUACAAGUUCCCCGCUGUAGAGAAUCUUGGUAGUACACUGGAUCAGUUUGACACGAUUGAUUUAUCAGACAAUGAGAUACGGAAAUUGGACGGUUUCCCGAUACUCAAGCGUCUAAGAUGCGUCAUCUUAACGAACAACAAGAUUGUUCGUUUGGCAGAAGACAUCGGGCAGCAAAUACCAAAUGUGAACACAUUGAUUCUCACUGGGAAUGGAUUUUCCGAACUUCGAGAAUUAGAACCCUUGUCCACCUUUGAAAAGCUGACCUUUCUCAGUCUCUUACACUGUCCCGUCACAAUGCGGGCAAACUACCGGCUCUUCGUUAUCAGCCGUAUCGACUCACUCCGUUUUCUGGACUAUCGCCGGGUCACACAGUCUGAGCGUCGGUUGGCGCGGAAUAUGUUCAAACGCUUACCUGCUUUAGCACUCAAUCCGAACGUAAAGAAUGCUGCGCCGAGUAAACCGAUCAACGGAAUCCGAACCGACUCACACGCUACCACAGUCAAAACGUUCAUCCCCGGUGCCCCGUUGUUCCAACCGUCCAAUCCCCCUCCAACUGCCAAUGCUACCGCUCAGUCCACCUUUGAUGAGAACGCUGAAUCCGGUGUCCAACAAUCCUCGGAAUCUCAUGUAGCAGUGACGACGGCGGAGCCACGAAUGCCACCUCCACCCACCCCGAUCCCGGCCGGGACCAAACGUGCGGCCGCUGGUGGCUCUACCCAAGACUUAUUUGCGAUACAAGAGGCGAUUAAAAGGGCGAAAUCCAUGGAAGAAGUGGAACGAUUGCACCAUCUGCUGAGCACUGGUCAGUCGGCUGGCUUCGCAGCUUACUGGCAACAGCAGCUCAGGUUGCAGCAACAACAGAAACAACUGCAGCUACAGCAACAACAGCAACAGCAAGGCGAGGAGCAGCAGCGACCACAUGGCCAGGAGAGGAAUACCCCAAUCGAGUCGUAUGUUGCCGAGGAAGAAGAGAAAUCUAACGAAGAUGUUCAACAUAUGGAUGAAUAAUCAUCUACCGGUUCCCAACACCCACGAGUUUCACCGUGACUAACCUGACCUGAGUCACCCCGCUGUAAAACACCGUUGCUAUUCAUUUUUGUGCACUCCCUGACGCUAAAAGCAAACAAUAUACAAACAGCUAAGUUUGACUGUUUUAUCUUG